Messenger RNA from Vespula pensylvanica (western yellowjacket), 2501 nucleotides. RefSeq names its product atypical kinase COQ8B, mitochondrial (gene Coq8). Gene Ontology annotation, cellular component: extrinsic component of mitochondrial inner membrane. The coding region runs from base 407 to 2476 and encodes 689 amino acids. The record is from RefSeq and is a predicted model, not a curated record. Gene Ontology annotation, molecular function: kinase activity. Gene Ontology annotation, biological process: ubiquinone biosynthetic process. Lineage: Eukaryota; Metazoa; Arthropoda; Insecta; Hymenoptera; Vespidae. The transcript is spliced from 12 exons.
AGCAAUUAUUUAAAAUUAUUUAUUUUAUUUUUAUAAUUGAAAAGCAAAACAGGAAAUAUAACUUCGAAAAAUUUUGUAUGCACAUAGUACGCUUGCGUACAAAUGAUUUGUCUACGACAAAAAAUUUUAUGACAAGAAUGCAGUCUUUUCCGUAAAUUUUCAAUCUUAAAGAAAUAAUAAUUCAAAUAUAAAUUUUUCGAUUUGAUUUAAAUAAAAUUCUCUUUUUAUCUUAAAUAUAUAGAUAUACUCAAAUAUAUAUAUAUAUAUACUCUAUUAAGAAUUAUUCACUCAAAUUUCUGAUAUAAGGUGUUAUUGAGCAUGUGUAUUCGAAUGUAAUUAAACUAUAUAGUUAUAUAAUAAUAACAUAGUUUUUUAUAAUAAAUAGUGUUUAAUAUAAGAUAUAGGGAUGUCUCGAUCUUGGAUUUCUGAUUUAGUUAGUGUGCUUAAAGGAUCUCAAAAAGUAACAAAUGAAAUUAUAAAAUAUCAGGAAGAAACAAUCAAAUCUAUUAUUUUACAUUGCAGUUUACAAACCUCAGUAAAAAGUUGCUUAAGGGAUGUAGGAGUAAAAGUAAAUAACAUAGAUCCAAGUAAGGUUCCUGAACAAGUGGUAGUUGAGUUGAAAAAUACAUUAAAUCGUUUAAAUGUUGUUGAAAAAGGCAUGACACAGUAUAUAAAAACUAGAACUAAUGAAGCAUUAAACAUCGCUGAUGAUGACUAUAAACCUACAGUACAUAAAACAAAAUUAUAUGUUUAUGAUCCAGCAAAAGAUCCUAAAGAAAUGCCUAUUGAUGAAAAAAAUACAUCAAUAAAAAUUGAUUUAAAAAAGACAGUAUCGGAAGAUAAUUUACAGAAUACUUUUACUGCAAACAAAAAAUAUGCAACUGUCAAAGAAAAAAUAGAAACAAUAACCAAAAUGGAAAAUGUUGUACCAAAAAUUGAACUGUCUAGAAAAGAAAAGGAAAUUUUACAUAAAUUAGAGUUGGAAUAUGAGAAAGCUGAAAAAAAACAGGUUUCAGAAAAUGUACUCUCUUCUCAAAAUGUCAAUGAUAAAACAAAAGUAAAAGAAAAUGAUGUACAUGUUUCAAAAGCUUCAACAAAACCUCAUAUUAAACCAUCUGUAAAACCUAAACAAUCUCUUUCAGCAAAUGCAAAAGAGCGAACAGUCCCUUCUACAAGACUUCAAAGAAUGUUUAAUUUUGGUACUUUGGGUAUUGGUCUUGGAAUUGGAACAAUUGCAGAAUAUACACGUAGAUCAUUAGGUUUAAAAGAACAAAAAAUAAGUGAAACUGUUGAUAAUAUGUUUCUUACUAAAGCUAAUGCAGAAAGAAUUGUCACAACAUUAUGCAAAGUAAGAGGUGCUGCUUUGAAAAUUGGACAAAUAUUGAGUAUCCAAGAUAAUACUGUUAUAAGUCCAGAACUACAACAAGUUUUUGAAAGAGUUAGACAAAGUGCUGAUUUUAUGCCAAAAUGGCAAAUUGAGAAAGUACUUUCUUCUGAAUUGGGUUACGAUUGGCGAAAUAAAUUAGCAAAAUUUGAAGAAAAACCAUUUGCUGCUGCAUCCAUUGGUCAAGUACAUCAUGCUACAUUAUUAACUGGAGAAGAUGUAGCAAUCAAAAUUCAAUACCCUGGUGUAGCUGCAGGUAUCCAAAGUGAUAUUGAAAACUUGAUAGGCAUAAUGAAGGUGUGGAAUAUGUUUCCAGAGGGCAUGUUUAUUGACAAUUUAGUUGAAGUAGCGCAACGUGAACUUGCUUGGGAAGUGGAUUAUCAAAGAGAAGCAGAAUGUACAAAAAAAUAUAAAGAGCUUAUGAGUCCUUACAAUGAUUAUUAUAUACCAAAAGUUAUAGAUGAACUUUCAACGAAUCAGGUAUUUACAACAGAACUAGUGGAUGGUAUACCUGUAGAUAAGUGUGCUGAAAUGGAUUUAGAAACACGAGAAUAUAUUUGCAAAUUAAUCAUGCGUUUGUGUUUGAUGGAAUUAUUUGUAUUUCGAUAUAUGCAAACAGAUCCAAAUUGGUCAAAUUUCUUCUAUAAUCCUGAAACAAAACAGCUUGUAUUGCUGGACUUCGGAGCAUGUCGAAGUUACGAGAAAGCAUUCAUGGAUAAAUACAUAGAAGUUAUAAAUGCAGCUAGUUUAGGAGAUAGAGAAAAAGUUCUGAAUUUAUCCAGAGAUAUGGGUUUUUUGACUGGAUAUGAAACUAAGAUUAUGGAAAAUGCUCAUGUAGAGACAGUAAUGAUAUUAGGACAAAUUUUUCAAAGUGAUCAAGAAUAUUUUGACUUUGGUGGACAAGAUGUUACAAAAAGGAUUCAAGCACUGGUUCCGACUAUAUUAAAUCACCGACUGUGUCCUCCGCCUGAAGAAAUUUAUAGUUUGCAUAGAAAAUUAUCAGGCGUGUUUUUACUAUGUGCAAAACUUAAUGUUAAAAUGAACUGUCGUAAUAUGUUUCGUGAAGUAUAUAAUAAUUAUAAAUUUGGAUAAUAUUAUUGAAACUCAAGAUGAAUGA